Molecule: messenger RNA, 1437 nt
Organism: Syngnathoides biaculeatus (alligator pipefish)
Lineage: Eukaryota; Metazoa; Chordata; Actinopteri; Syngnathiformes; Syngnathidae
Product: hyaluronan and proteoglycan link protein 1-like
Exons: 4
Coding region: 14-1039 (341 amino acids)
Biological process (GO): cell adhesion
Molecular function (GO): hyaluronic acid binding
Source: RefSeq, a predicted model, not a curated record
GAAAAAGGACAAGAUGACGAGUCUGCUGUGCAUCACUUUGUUGUCCUUGAGCCUGGCUGGCAUUGUCCACAGUCAGCUGACCGGCACUCCCGGGUCAUAUUCAGUUAAGGUGAUUGGCGACCUCGGAGACAAUGUCACUUUGCCGUGCCACCUCCCACAAGAAGGCCGCAGUUACUUUAGCGUCGGCAUCCGGGUCAAAUGGACCAAGGUAGCAGACGAUGAGGCUCUGAAUGAGGAUGUGCUGCUUUCCAUGGGCUUCCACAAGAAAACCUACGGGAGCUUCGAGGGUCGCGUCUUCUUGCGGGAACUGGAUAGUGAUGACGCUUCCUUGGUGAUAACCGACGUUUCCUUGGAUGACAGUGGAACGUACCGUUGUGAGAUCAUCAACGGGAUGGUCGAUACCAUGCAAGAGAUUGGCUUGGAGGUGCAAAGUGGCCUCACUGAUGGUGUGGUGUUUCCUUACUCUCCACCUCUUGGGCGCUACAACUUGAACUUUGACGACGCCGUGCAGGCUUGUUUGGAGCAGGAUGCAGUGGUCGCCACCUUUGACCACCUGUUUGAAGCCUGGAAGGACGGCCUGGACUGGUGCAACGCCGGCUGGCUGGAUGACGGCACCGUGCAGUAUCCCAUAACAAACCCUAGAGGACCCUGCGGCGGUGCCAACAGCAGUCCUGGCGUCAGAACCUACGGCAGACGUGACAAGUACCUGAGCCGCUUCGAUGUGUUCUGCUUCGCUAGAGCAUUGAAGGGCCAUUUCUACUGGCUGACCCAACCCGACAGACUCAACUUCGACGAGGCCAUCCAGGCUUGCUUCGAUGACGGCGCAGAGAUCGCCAAGGUCGGUCACAUGUUCGCCGCUUGGAAGCUGGAAGGCUACGACCGCUGCGACGCCGGCUGGUUGGCCGACGGCAGCGUCCGCUACCCGAUCUCCAGGCCCCGCAGGAACUGCAGCCCCACAGAGGCCGCGGUACGCUUUGUUGGAUUUCCAGACAAGCAAGAAAAGCUCUAUGGCGUCUACUGCUUCAGGCCCGAGCCCUGAAGAGUCCAGUCGAAGCCACGACAACCAAAGAGCUGCAAACACAACCCAAACUAAUUAGGAUUGAGUCGAUGGAUAUUGAGUAGAGUGAGCUUUAGAACGUCUAGGAAUUAUGGUUUACUGGACAUACUACACCGAUUUCAUUCAUACUUUGAACACAGUGCAAACAUUAAAACCAUUGUUGUUACAAACAUAUAUAACAUAAAACUAUCCAAUACAUUUUGCAAAUGUCACAAACAAUCCCAAAUUAACAAAUACUGGCAUUCCUUAGUCAGAAACUGAUAUUGUCUUCUGGUGCACUCUUGUGUGUUUUACAGAGCAGUAAAAAUAAAAAUUCUAAAUUGGGGGGAAAAAAAUUCUAUAUUUUUGUAUUUUUCACAUUUUUUGUAGUUCUGGGUACA